GUAUUAUACAAGAAACACGCCUAUUGAUCUCCAAAUAUUUAAUCGAGUCUUACUAAUUCAACAAAUACAGAGCCCCCCACAUACAAAUACUCGCCCCCCAUGUUCGUGUGCUCAUGGCUAUAAAUAGAGAGCCCGUAUACCAUCUCUCUCACAAACUUACACGAAAGCAAUCGCUCCCUUACUUCUUCUUCUCUCUCUCUAUAUAUAUACUUAACAAAAAUUAAAGAAUUUAUUUUCUGAGACCAUGUCAGGUGUUUGGGUGUUCAAAAACGGAGUCACGCGUCUAGUGGAGAACCCAGGCCAAUCCAGCAAAAAGAAGGUUUUGGUUUACUUGCCGACUGGUGAAGUAGUCUCUUCUUACUCAUCACUUGAAGAGAACCUAUUGAGCCUUGGGUGGAAGAAAUACGACGAUGGAGAAGCAGAUCAACUCAAGUACUACAAACCCGGUUCCAUCGAACUCAUCUCCUUACCGAAAGAGUUCUCCAAGUUCAGAUCCGUUAACAUGUACGACAUCGUCAUCAAGAACCGUGAUUCCUUCAGCGUCCGUGAUUCAACUGAAUAAUUCCACGUAUUCAUUUGGGUCUAGUUUGUAUGUUGUUUAAUUUGUUCCAACCAAUAAAUUCCAGACAGGAAUAUCUACAAUAAUCAUGACUUCGUUUUUUUCAUCACUUUUUUUGUCUCCAAGUUUGUUGCAUGUGCUUGCUUCUGUCUUCGUCAUCUUUGUGUGGAUUGUGUCGCCGUCGUUUGUUUGCUUUUUUUACCUUUGUAAUUAUGUUGAUCGAUGUAAUAAAGGUGUGUUUCUUUGGGGACAUUUGUUCUUAGUCCAAAACUGUGGGUUAACGUCAACAAAACACAUCAACUGAAAAUAUUUUCUUAGGAUGUUAUAUUAUACUCUAAAU
Molecule: messenger RNA, 899 nt
Organism: Eruca vesicaria subsp. sativa (arugula)
Lineage: Eukaryota; Viridiplantae; Streptophyta; Magnoliopsida; Brassicales; Brassicaceae
Source: the annotation of a GenBank genome assembly